CCACGACAUCAUUCUCUACUUGAGACGAGCCAGCUUCUGUCUUUGCCUCAUCUGGGACCCCACCACUUCCUCCCUUGCCCUUGCUUUUCUUUCUGCUGGACAUUAGUCUCGCGGUGAGACGGGAACGAGAGGAGAACCUUAGCUGCAAGGGUCGCGGUGUGCGUUAAUUAGAGUAAGGGGCAGGGAAAAUCCCACGCUACCAUAGCAACCGCGGUUGGUCACCGGAUUUCGGACGGAGAAGACAAAAUGUCUGAAGUGGAGGAGUCGUUGAAGAGGAUCCAGUCUCAUCCCGGAGUGGUUGGAGUCGUCAUUGUCAACCAAGAUGGUAUUCCCAUUAGGACGACAAUGGACAAUGCUACGACAGUGCAGUAUGCAGGGCUGCUGCACUCUCUGGCAGCCAAGACAAAGACAACAGUGAGGGACCUGGAUCCGAGCAACGAACUCAUGUUCCUCCGGAUCAGGACCAACAAACACGAGAUCAUGGUGGCCCCUGACAAGGAGUAUCUGCUGAUAGUCAUUCAGGACCCAUGUCAGUCCUAA
Geodia barretti is the source of this 540-nucleotide messenger RNA. The record is from the annotation of a GenBank genome assembly. NCBI's taxonomy places the organism in Eukaryota, Metazoa, Porifera, Demospongiae, Tetractinellida, Geodiidae.